GGCUGUGUAAUUUUAUUUGAGCAAGCCAAAUAGACGACACUUGUGUGGCCCACCAACUAUCCAACCAUCUUUACCAAGGACCAACACACCACAUAAAAGACCGCGCGGCGACGACGUCCGAAGAUAACCAUAUCAAUGACUCAAGCUCGGAACCUGCCCCCGACGGUUUAAACACAACCACCUUCUUCAUAUUCCAAACCACAAUAAACCAGCACCUCCAAGAUCCAACCACCACCACCACCGCUCCAAAACCAAAUAAAACAACUCACAAUCAAAAUGGCAACCCUCGGAUUCAUCGGCUGCGGAAACAUGGGCUCCGCAAUCCUAGACGGCCUGCUAGAGGCCACCCGCUCGGAGCCCCAAAACUCCAAAAUCACCAACUUCAUAGCGGGUACCAAGAGCGCGGCCUCCGCCAACAAGCUUAAGGACAAAUAUCAUGCAGAUUCAGAACGGGUGGUAGUUUUGCGCGGGUCCAACGUGAAAGUUAUGGAACAAGCAGACAUCAUCCUGCUAGCGUGCAAGCCAUUCCUUGCCCAGAGUAUUCUCUCGGAGCCGGGCGUAGCGGAAGCGCUGGCCGGGAAAUUCGUGAUCAGCGUCAUGGCAGGCAAGACGCCAGCCGAGAUCAUGGAGUAUAUCUAUGGGGAUAACUCAAACCAGACAGCAAACAGACCGGUGAUUGUAACGGCCAUGCCGAAUGUGGCGGCGCGAUUGCGUCAGUCCAUGACUAUUAUUGAAGAGAAUCCGGCGCUCUCGAAGGACCGGGCAGAGAUUCUGAAGUGGAUCUUUGAGCAGAUUGGGACGGUGAAGUUUGUGGCGCCGGAUUUGGUGGAUGUUGGGUCGAUGGUUUCUGGGGCGGCGAUGGCGCUUAUGACUCUUGCUGUUGAUGGGAUUAUGGAUGGGGCUGUUAUGGAGGGGUUUCGACGGCCGGAUGCGAUGGAGGUGUCGGCGCAAGUGUUGGAGGGGUUGGCUGGGUUGUUGAGGGAGGGCGUUCAUCCGGCGGUUUUGAGGGAGAGUAUUUCUUCGCCCAGGGGAUGUACCAUUCAGGGUCUGUAUGCCCUAGAGAAGAAUGGGGUUCGGGGGGCGUAUGCUGAGGCGUUGGUUAGGGGGAUUAAGCAUUUGAGGGGAGAGAACUAG
Messenger RNA from Aspergillus caelatus, 1134 nucleotides. Its product is annotated as pyrroline-5-carboxylate reductase. Bases 277 to 1134 code for a protein of 285 amino acids. Lineage: Eukaryota; Fungi; Ascomycota; Eurotiomycetes; Eurotiales; Aspergillaceae. Gene Ontology annotation, biological process: L-proline biosynthetic process. Gene Ontology annotation, molecular function: pyrroline-5-carboxylate reductase activity. The transcript has 2 exons. The record is from RefSeq and is a predicted model, not a curated record.